AUGCAAGUGAACAGCCAAGACAGUAAUGGUCCGGUCAGAACCAACGACAAUAACAAGAGGGAGAGAGAAUGGUUAGAAUUAAGCCUUCGUAGAACAUCUAGCAGCAAGGAACCCAGGGAUUACCGUCAAACCGAACCCACAUUUCCCAAGAUCUUUACUUGCAACUUCUGCGCGAGGAAAUUCUAUAAUUCACAAGCAUUGGGAGGUCAUCAAAAUGCUCACAAAAAAGAAAGAGGAAUAGCUAGAAGGUAUCUAUCUCCAAGAACACUUGGUGUUGGUACUCACUCAAUUGUCGUGCAAAACCUUAACAUAUUAGAAGGAACUACUGUUGAACAUUUUGCCGAUAUGGAAGCCUCGUGUGUAAGUGGUAGCUGUGUUGCUGGUUCUGGUCCUAGUGCUGGUCAGGGAGGUGGUGGAGCAAAGUGA
Papaver somniferum (opium poppy) is the source of this 426-nucleotide messenger RNA. RefSeq names its product zinc finger protein 4-like. The record is from RefSeq and is a predicted model, not a curated record. Bases 1 to 426 code for a protein of 141 amino acids. Lineage: Eukaryota; Viridiplantae; Streptophyta; Magnoliopsida; Ranunculales; Papaveraceae. The transcript is spliced from 2 exons.